AUGUCCCGAAGUCUUGAUCAGUGGGAAAAAUCACCUUGUCAACGAACUUUAUCGGUUCAGAGGCAAUAUUUGAAUACCGUACAAAGCAAUAUGGAUGCCAUGAAAAAAUAUCUUCCCAACGAUGCUUCGACAAACGGUCUUGACGGGACCAUGGUGUAUGCUCUCCAUACGUUUCAUGCUGCAGGUCCCGGACAAGUGUCGGUGAAUCGAGGCGAACCGUUACUCAUCCUCAACGAUCAACAUGCUUAUUGGUGGCUUGUCCGUGUACUGCAUACAUUGGAAGUAGGCUAUCUUCCCAGUGAGAAUAUUGAGACUCCGGGCGAACGACUUGCGCAAUUGAACAAACAUCGCAAUGUCCAGCUGACUAGGAUGCCAACCACUGCUACAAAGACAACGAACAAGAAGACUAAGAAGGUGACUCUGUCAUCGUUUCGGCGCUGCCAACUACCAGUGAUUACAAUGGAUGAUCUCGGGGAAGAAAAAUUGGCAUACGAAGAGUGGGAAGAAGAUGUUCCGAGUAGCGAGCCUUGGCAAUUUUGUCAGCCAUCGUCCUCCAUUCGACCCUGUGGUACGCCACCCCCGUCUCGAUUUCGUCUGCGAAAAAGAUCGCCCAUCCCCUAUCCGGUCAUCGAUACCGUGGCGGCUGUAUCGCAAGGUGACAAUAAGAAGGCCGGACCCGUUGUCAUGCGAAUAUUUUCGGGCAAUAUUCCCAUCCAUGCUACCUAUCAUUGCCUGCUUGUGGAUGAAACGACCAACGCUGAAGAACUUGUCAAGCAAGCCAUGCAGCGUUUUCGAUUGCCACCGCUGGACAAGCAAGAUUCGAUAGCAGCAGACGGAGGGGUAGAAUAUUACAUCAGCAUGACAGUGAAUGAUCAAGAUGCAGUUAUACUUGUGCCCCAGGAUAAACCGCUGAUGAUGUAUCGCUCGCUGACAUGUUCUUCCUCUACUCCUGUUCCUACUGCCCUGCCCCAGGAACUGGUCGACACAAAGCAGCAUAUGACAAACCGUACCACUGAUGGCUGUGAAAAUACGGCGGUGCGUUUCUACCUGAAUAAACGGAUUAAACGAGAAAACAAUGGUCAACUCUGUAUCAAGCUUAUUUAUCAGUAUGCGAUGUUCCCCGAACCCCGAGGCGGAGAUAGUCACGGCCGCAGGCCCCCGCAAAGGAAAAGACUUGGUUUUUAUAAACGUGUGUCGCCAGCAUUCCAUGAAGAACAGGUUGAAAAAAUGGUCAUGGCCUCGCCCAAGCUAUCUAUAGGCGAAUUAACACGGAUAGCCAUGGAAAAAUUUCAUUUAUGCGACAAGUUGGAUGACGCCGAUGACAGUGCAGCAAAAUACCGUCUGACUCUAUUGAUUUCCAAUAACGAUGGCAGAGAGAAGCUAUUUCUGCCAACGCGGCAACUAGGGGAUGUGGUUCAGUCUGCGUGCCUGUCAGAUCAUGACAAACGCUCGCCGGAAUUGACUUUUAUUUUACGUCACAUGAGCCGGUCUUAUGUGGCGGACGACAAUCCACUAAUGCCUAAGAAAUCAAAUCGCCAAAUAGCCCCUUUCAAGCCUAAACAUACCGAUGAAAUUUUCGAUACCGACCCACUUGAACGUGUGGAUACCGCAUUGCAGCGUAUAAUAAGAGAUUCCUGA
Radiomyces spectabilis is the source of this 1638-nucleotide messenger RNA. RefSeq lists its product as uncharacterized. Lineage: Eukaryota; Fungi; Mucoromycota; Mucoromycetes; Mucorales; Radiomycetaceae. The record is from RefSeq and is a predicted model, not a curated record. Gene Ontology annotation, cellular component: microtubule cytoskeleton; cell tip. The coding region runs from base 1 to 1638 and encodes 545 amino acids. Gene Ontology annotation, molecular function: protein binding. Gene Ontology annotation, biological process: signal transduction; establishment or maintenance of actin cytoskeleton polarity. The transcript has 5 exons.